AUGGUGGCGGCGACUGAAUUUGUCAAUCUCCCAUGCUUCGAAGACGGCGAUGUCAAUCUCUCCAGCUUCGAUGACGGCGACGACUGGAUUUGUCAACAUCGAGCAUCGAUGGAAAUUGAGAUAUGGGUGGUCAACGCCUUCUCCCCGUCACCGAUCCAGCCUUGUUUUCUGCGUGCUGUGCUAAAUGAGAUAGGGAUAGGGGGAUAUGGGUGGUAG
Messenger RNA from Linum trigynum, 216 nucleotides. NCBI's taxonomy places the organism in Eukaryota, Viridiplantae, Streptophyta, Magnoliopsida, Malpighiales, Linaceae. The record is from the annotation of a GenBank genome assembly.